AUGGCGCGCACAGCGCCCAAAGCAGCAUUCGGUGCCGACUCUGAUGCGCUCCUGAUCGGUUUCAGCAUGCUAGAGGAGACACCCAAAAGUGCAUCUUCUCCAGCGCCUGUUUCCACUGGAGUUCCUCAAGGCUCCGUUCUAGGACCACUGCUGUUUCUGGUCUACGUCAACGACCUCCCAAAUGUUCUUACAAGUCCACGUCUAGUUUUUGCGGACGACUUGAAAUCCUGGAGUUCCAAAGCCACUGCCCUCCAAAUGGAUGUAGACGCUGUAAAGCAGUGGUCGUUGGACUGGCACCUUCCUCUGAAUGACGAAAAGUAG
Molecule: messenger RNA, 321 nt
Organism: Opisthorchis viverrini
Lineage: Eukaryota; Metazoa; Platyhelminthes; Trematoda; Opisthorchiida; Opisthorchiidae
Exons: 2
Coding region: 1-321 (106 amino acids)
Source: RefSeq, a predicted model, not a curated record